Molecule: messenger RNA, 1215 nt
Organism: Echinococcus granulosus
Lineage: Eukaryota; Metazoa; Platyhelminthes; Cestoda; Cyclophyllidea; Taeniidae
Product: S-adenosylmethionine synthetase isoform type-1
Exons: 7
Coding region: 1-1215 (404 amino acids)
Biological process (GO): S-adenosylmethionine biosynthetic process
Cellular component (GO): cytosol
Molecular function (GO): ATP binding; methionine adenosyltransferase activity
Source: RefSeq, a predicted model, not a curated record
AUGCCUAACUCAAGUACUGGCACUGGUGAUGAGGUUGGGGAAACCUUUUUGUUUAGCUCUGAGUCUGUCGGUGAGGGCCAUGCAGAUAAAAUUUGCGAUCAGGUCAGCGAUGCCAUUCUGGAUGAAUACUUGAAGCUUGAUCCCAACUCGAAAGUUGCAUGUGACGGUUCAGAAACCUUUACAAAAACGGGUAUGAUUCUUAUCGGCGGCGAGAUCUCCUCCAGAGCCACCAUCGACUUCCAGUCUGUCAUACGGCGUGUGAUUGAGAAGAUUGGUUACGAUGAUUCUCGCAAGGGUUUCGAUUUCAAGACUUGCAAUGUCCUUACGGCAAUUGAGCAACAGAGCCCUGACAUCGCCCAGUGCGUCCAUGAGGGUAAAUCGAUGGAAGAAAUAGGAGCCGGCGACCAGGGUCUUAUGUUCGGUUAUGCAACUGAUGAGACUGAAGAAUGCAUGCCUUUGACCAUCGUGCUCGCUCAUGCUCUCAAUGAACGCCUUGCGAUAUGUCGGCGUGAUGGAACUCUUCCUUGGGCUCGUCCCGACUCAAAGUCCCAAGUCACCGUGGAGUACAAAAAGGAUAAUGGCGCGUGUGUCCCGCUUCGUGUCCAUACCGUUGUUAUUUCGAUCCAGCACGACCAAUACGUUAGUUUGGAACGACUUCGUUCGGAGGUGAUGGAGCAUGUUGUUCGUCAAGUCAUUCCCUCGAGUCUCCUGGACAAUGACACCAUCUACCACAUAAAUCCAUCUGGCCGCUUCGUAAUCGGUGGUCCUCAAUCCGAUGCUGGUCUUACUGGGCGAAAGAUCAUUGUCGACACUUAUGGGGGCUGGGGAGCUCAUGGUGGGGGAGCUUUCUCAGGUAAGGACUGCUCCAAAGUCGAUAGAUCGGCUGCUUACGCUGCCAGAUGGGUGGCUAAGUCGCUUGUCAAAGCCGGAUUGUGUCGGCGAGUUCUCGUCCAGCUCUCUUAUGCUAUUGGUAUUGCCGAACCACUGGCUGUCUACGUGGAUAGCUAUGGGACGGGAAAGAUGCCCGAUUCUGAGCUUCUGAGGAUUGUCAAUGAAAACUUUGACCUCCGACCUGGUGUCAUCAUUAAGGAGCUAGAUCUGCAGCUGCCAAUCUUCCAGAAAACGGCUGCUUACGGGCAUUUCGGUCGAAAGGAAUUCUCCUGGGAGAAGCCCAAACUUCUGCGCAUCUAUCCACGUGACGAGCUAGACAACUGA